Hevea brasiliensis (rubber tree) is the source of this 1229-nucleotide messenger RNA. RefSeq names its product nuclear transcription factor Y subunit B-1. Gene Ontology annotation, molecular function: DNA-binding transcription activator activity, RNA polymerase II-specific; protein heterodimerization activity; RNA polymerase II cis-regulatory region sequence-specific DNA binding. Gene Ontology annotation, biological process: regulation of transcription by RNA polymerase II. The coding region runs from base 185 to 547 and encodes 120 amino acids. Gene Ontology annotation, cellular component: nucleus; CCAAT-binding factor complex. The record is from RefSeq and is a predicted model, not a curated record. NCBI's taxonomy places the organism in Eukaryota, Viridiplantae, Streptophyta, Magnoliopsida, Malpighiales, Euphorbiaceae. The transcript has 5 exons.
CUCUCUCUUCUACUCCUUUCUCAGUUACCCAAACCUCUCUUCUCCAUCGUCGGAUCUCUCGUCUCUCAAUAAAAACAAUCCCACCAAUCCCUUCUCUUCUCUCUCUUUCAUCUCGCGCCAAAUACAAACUCUCUAACUAACCCUCCCCUUUCCCUCUCUCUCUCUCUCCAGGGAUUUCGGUUAGAUGGCGGAUAACCCAACAAGUCCGGCAGGAGGGAGCCACGAGAGCGGUGGUGAGCAGAGCCCGCACUCUGGAGUGAGGGAACAGGAUAGGUACCUGCCUAUUGCCAAUAUAAGCAGGAUCAUGAAGAAGGCCUUGCCGGCAAAUGGGAAAAUUGCUAAAGAUGCUAAGGAUACGGUCCAGGAAUGCGUCUCUGAGUUUAUCAGUUUUAUUACCAGCGAGGCGAGUGAUAAGUGUCAGAAGGAGAAGAGGAAGACAAUCAAUGGGGACGAUUUGUUGUGGGCAAUGGCAACAUUAGGCUUUGAGGACUAUAUUGAACCGCUUAAGGUGUACCUAGCUAGGUACAGGGAGGUAAUUGAUCUUUGACAUUUGAAUACUUCUUUGCUGUUUAUGCUUGAUCAUGUUUUCUAGUUUUAUUUUUUGGUUGGAAAUCUGACAAUUAUCCCUUUUUCGUUUUUUUUUUUUGGAUGAUUGCAAUGGCACAGAUGGAGGUAAUUGAACGUCUUCACUUUAAUUGUAAAAUUUUUUCGUAGAUUAUGUUAUGUCAAUGUGUGGAGUUACAUUGUCAGCAAACUUUGGCAGGGUGACACUAAGGGAUCUGCUAGGGGUGGAGAUGGAUCAGCUAAAAGGGAUGCAAUUGGAGGUCUGCCUGGUCAAAACCCACAGUUUGCUAUCCAGGGGUCAAUGAACUACAUUAGUUCCCAGUGAUCUAGAUUUUCUGAUGAACCCUGGCCUUUGCAUAUUUUAUCCUACUCGGCUUCCAGUUUGAAUGGCCUAUUAAUGUUGCUUUUGGGGUUUAAGUACUUCUACAAGACAGACUAUUUUAAUGGGACAGAAAAGUUGAUGUCAUUUACUGGGUGCCUGAUGUUUGUUUUGUUAUAUUUGAAGAUGGUCCAAAAGUGGUCUGAAUUAUCUGAUGUUAGUCCCACUUUUUAUCUUGAUAAUCAUGUGGUAGCAACUUUCCUUUGAAGACCAAAUAUGUUGCAGUGAACAAUCUUAGGGACUCAAAUAAAAAGGCUAUGGUGGACAUCCUAUUUGCUUGACUUUA